AUGGUGUACACCACAAGAACAGUUAAUUGUGAAGCAGCAGCUCACCAGACUAUCAGCAGCAGUCAAACAAACCCUUGCUCACCUCCACCAGCUAAGAUAGCAAAGACAGACGAGUCAGAGGACUUCUUUGGUUUCAUGACAACAACUGGUGAGCCUUCCUCCAGUAAAUCAACUGACAGCAGCACUGAGGUCAACAGAUAUCUAUCCCAACCCUGUCUUGCCAUGGAAAGCGACCCACUUCAAUUUUGGAAGAGCAAACAGCAAAACUCCCUAAUCCUCUCUGCUAUGGUCUGCAAGUUCCUUACCAUUCCGGCAUCUUCUGCGCCUGUUGAACAACUCUUCAGCAUUGGUGGAACGAUCUUUAGACCAGAGCGUUGCCGCCUUGCUGAUCAAACUUUUGAACGACUUAUGAACAUUAAGUGCAACUCGAACGUUUAUCCUCAGUAA
Messenger RNA from Ostrea edulis (European flat oyster), 447 nucleotides. RefSeq lists its product as uncharacterized. The record is from RefSeq and is a predicted model, not a curated record. Gene Ontology annotation, molecular function: protein dimerization activity. NCBI's taxonomy places the organism in Eukaryota, Metazoa, Mollusca, Bivalvia, Ostreida, Ostreidae. Bases 1 to 447 code for a protein of 148 amino acids. The transcript has a single exon.